Perkinsus marinus ATCC 50983 is the source of this 1476-nucleotide messenger RNA. RefSeq lists its product as hypothetical. The record is from RefSeq and is a predicted model, not a curated record. The coding region runs from base 1 to 1476 and encodes 491 amino acids. The transcript has 12 exons. Lineage: Eukaryota; Perkinsozoa; Perkinsida; Perkinsidae.
AUGAUUAUUAUUGAUCGUUUUUUACCCCCGGCAUCAGACCUCUUCCUAGAAGUAGAGGAGAUGAUAUUAGAUGCUACGGAAGAGUACCGGUUGGAGACAUGCAUUCUCGCGGCUGAAAAUACCUAUGCAGUGGUGGACUCGGAUGAGAUGGCAGGCUCGAUGACUUUGGAUAUGACCCAGGCGUUUGUUGGCGACGGAGAAGGCGAGGUAAUAGAGUUAUCGCGAGAAGACGUAGAUGUGUCGGGCUUGAGAAUCGAUGAGAUCCCACAGGAGUUCAAGAUGACUCUAUUCCUCAACAAAUGGACGGUCGAGGACCAGGAGAGGUUCGAGGAAAGGAAGAGGAAGAGGGCGGAGGAUGAGGCUGUGGCGAGAGGAGAGCAUCUAGAGCGAAUGAGAUCACUCAGUGCAAGUAGGGAAGAUGGAUCCCCGCAGAGUCGUCGUAGAGUAGAAGGGGCAUCUCCUAUGGGGAGAAGGGGCAGUGAUUGCUCUACUGCCACACUCACGAGGGAGCCCAGUACUGUGCAGAAGCCCAGGGGGGACGGGACUUCUUUGAUUCAGAGUGAGACUACUAAUGAAGGCUUUGCAACGGUGGAUAUGUUGGAGAAACUGUCGAGCAUAUUGCCGACUCCCGAGGAGGCUGAGAUGCUCCGGGCCUAUCAUGGCGACCUCACACUACUGCGGCCGAUCGAGCGGCGGCUCCUACCUUUAGCGCUGAUGAAACGGCCGCAGUUUCGAAUCAAGGCUAUGAUAACGUUCCUGACCUUCCCAGACCAGUUGAGUGGAGUAAGGAGAUCAAUAGCGGUAUUGCAGGAAGCCGCGGAUCAAGUGCGGAGCUCGAACAAACUACGUCGUCUGUUGUUCCUGGUUCUAAAAUUCGGCAAUUUUGUGAAUCACGGGUCGACGGAUUUGACCACAAGAGGGUAUACGUUGGAGUCACUACUGAAGUUGAUGGAGUUCAAGUCUACCAACGUGCCGGGGGUGACGAUGCUGCAUUACGUGGCGUGCCGCCUUAUGGAAGGGGAAAAGGGCGACCAGUUGGACCCAAUGAAGUUAGUGGAAGAACUCAGUCUGGUGGUAACGGCAACUGGGGAGAGCACUGAAGUGAUCGUAUCUACUCUUACGUCACUGGAAAGAGAUAUGCAGAUGUUCCAGAGGGAGGCUGUUCAGCAGGCCUCGCAGUACUCGGAGGAGGCCCUUGGCAGGUUGGAAUCAUUCACUCGAGAAGCGUCAGAUAAAGUGAACGGGGUGAAGGUGGAGUGGGCAGCGUGUGAGGAGGCUUUGAAGGAACUACGACGGUUUUUCGGCGAAGACCCAAGACGGUGUAGUGUGGAGGAUUUCUUUGGAACAGUGAAGGCGUUCUUGGACACCUACAAACGAGCUUGUGGUGACAUACGGAGGAACCCUAAGAAAUUUCAGCAGCUUAUAUACCUUCACGGCCAUCGCUUCAUAGCAUGGGAUGGAGAGAAGAUGCUCUGA